Molecule: messenger RNA, 2665 nt
Organism: Quercus lobata
Lineage: Eukaryota; Viridiplantae; Streptophyta; Magnoliopsida; Fagales; Fagaceae
Product: kinesin-like protein KIN-UC
Exons: 15
Coding region: 332-2650 (772 amino acids)
Biological process (GO): mitotic spindle assembly; spindle elongation; microtubule-based movement
Cellular component (GO): spindle microtubule; mitotic spindle
Molecular function (GO): microtubule binding; plus-end-directed microtubule motor activity; ATP binding
Source: RefSeq, a predicted model, not a curated record
CUCAAUCAAACAAAGCGAGCGUUACCGACGCAACGCGGGAACGGAAACCACUUCACUCUUUAUUCACUAUUCACUCUCUCUCUCUCUCUCUCUCUGUUCCAUUCCAUUUCCAUCGUGCCGGCCUCAAAGUUUUUUAGGCUUAAAAAAAAAAAAAUAGAAUAAAACUCUGAGAAAAUUUGCUUUGACUUGCUCUCUCUUUGUUUUUUUUUUUUUUAAAUCUCUGUACUGGAAUUUCUUUUUUUGUGUCUCUAUUUGAAGCUCCAGAAUGAGUUGAGAGGUCUUUUUUUUUUUUUUGGUUAUACAAUACAAGUAGAGACUAGAGAGGAGAAUAAUGGCUUCGAGGUCGUCCAGACAAUCUUAUUCUCAUAAUCAUAAUAAUGGAUCUUCUUCUUCUUCUUCUACUUCUACUUCUUCUUCUUCUGCUGCUGCUGCUGUUUCUUCAAGAACUACUGUGGGCCAUGCUCAACCGGCCCAUAACAGUUCGGGUCGGCCCAAGCCUCCCUCCGCCACUUCAAGACGCUCUGUCAUCCCUAAUUCUCGAACUCAGUCUUUUCACUCCGAUCAAGAGCCCAGAAGGGUGAGAGUUGCUAUCAGACUUCGACCAAGAAAUGCUGAAGAUCUUCUUUCAGAUGCUGAUUUUUCUGAUUGUGUUGAGUUACAACCGGAGCUGAAGCGGUUAAAGCUGAGUAAAAACAACUGGAGUUCUGAGUCUUAUAGAUUUGAUGAAGUUUUUACAGAAACUGCCUCUCAAAAGCGUGUUUAUGAAGUGGUUGCAAAACCUGUAGUUGAGAGUGUUUUGAAUGGAUAUAAUGGGACAGUUAUGGCUUACGGCCAAACAGGUACUGGAAAAACUUACACAGUUGGAAGACUGGGUAAAGAAGAUGCAUCUGAACGAGGUAUUAUGGUUAGAGCUCUUGAAGACAUUAUUGCCAGUACAUCUCCUGCUUCUGAUAGUGUAGAAGUCUCCUAUUUGCAGCUGUAUAUGGAAUCCAUACAAGAUUUGCUUGCACCAGAAAAGACUAAUAUUCCUAUUAAUGAGGACCCAAAAACUGGUGAAGUGUCAUUGCCUGGUGCUACUGUAGUCAGAGUUCAAGAUCUUGAUCAUUUUCUACAGCUACUGCAAGUUGGUGAGGCAAACCGUCAUGCAGCUAAUACAAAGAUGAACACAGAAUCUUCUCGUAGUCAUGCAAUUCUCAUGGUUCAUAUAAGAAGAUCUGUCCAUGAAAAAGUAAACGACGAGAUUAAUUCUCAAGAGAAGGGUACUAAAAGUGAUUUAUUUGAUGGCAAUGGCAUACCCAUCGUCCGAAAAAGCAAGUUGCUGAUUGUGGAUCUAGCCGGAUCUGAAAGGAUAGACAAAUCUGGAAGUGAAGGCCUAUUGCUUGAAGAGGCUAAGUUUAUUAACCUUUCUCUCAGUUCCCUUGGAAAAUGUAUAAAUGCAUUGGCUGAAAACAGCUCACAUAUACCUACUAGAGAUUCUAAGCUGACAAGAUUGCUUCGUGAUUCAUUUGGAGGCUCAGCAAGGACUUCGCUUAUAGUAACAAUCGGGCCAUCUGCACGGCACCAUGCAGAGACUGCUAGCACGAUAAUGUUUGGGCAGCGGGCAAUGAAAAUAGUAAAUAUGGUAAAGCUUAAAGAAGAAUUUGAUUAUGAAAGCUUAUCUCGGAAGCUUGAGGGUCAAGUAGAUCAUCUUACUGCAGAAAUUGAAAGGCAACAAAAGUUGAGAGAUGAUGACAAAUACAAAUUGGAAAAACAGCUCAGAGAGUGUCAUGAUUCAUUUGCUGAAGCAAGAAAAGUUCUAGUCACAAGGUCUGAGAUUUUGGAAAAAGAAAAUAUCCAUUUGGAAUCAGAGAUGAAAGGCAUCUUAAAUGAAUUGAACCAUCAGAAAGAUCUUAACAAUUUGAUGCAGGAUAAAGUUUCAAAGCUAGAAAUGAGUUUAAAACACAGUGAGCAACACCAACUUGAAAAUUCUACAUAUCAGAAAGUACUGGCUGAUACCACUCAGAUGUAUGAGAAGAAAAUGGCAGAGUUGAUUAAACAGAUAGAAGAUGAGCGUGCUCACUCUGAAAAUGCUGAGGAACAAUUAGCUCUGAUGAAGAAGCUCCUGAGUGAGCAGCAAAAGUCAAUUCAGGGGCAGAAACAGAUUGAUGAACUUGCGUUGAAGUUACAAGAAAUGUAUCAGCUACAUGAAAAUACUUUAAGUGAACUACAAUCCCUGAAAUCAGAAAAUAAAGAUCUAUUACUACAGAAGGAAAAAUUAAAUGAAGAACUUCACUCUGUGAGGCAAAGGCUUUUAGAACAGGAGAAACAAAGGAAGGGUAUUGAAAAUGAGCUAUUUAAACUAAAGAGGGCUGUACCUGAAAAUGAGAAUGACUUUGAGGACAAGAAAUCUUAUAUGAAGGAAGAAUUAAGUAAAGGAUCUUCAGAAUUUGGGAACCGAAUGGGUUCAUACAGGUCAAAUCCAUUAAGAGAGAAUAUCUCUGGUCAGAGGGCCACAAUUGCAAAGAUAUGUGAAGAAGUUGGGCUUCAAAAGAUUUUACAAUUGUUGACAUCUGAAGACUCAGACGUCCAAGUUCACGCUGUGAAGGUGGUAGCCAAUCUUGCUGCUGAAGGUGCACCUCAUUUGCCUAUAAUUUCUACAUGUCUGAAAUGACGCUGACCAAUUUGU